Messenger RNA from Abrus precatorius (Indian licorice), 414 nucleotides. Its product is annotated as S-protein homolog 3-like. Lineage: Eukaryota; Viridiplantae; Streptophyta; Magnoliopsida; Fabales; Fabaceae. The transcript has a single exon. The record is from RefSeq and is a predicted model, not a curated record. Bases 1 to 414 code for a protein of 137 amino acids.
AUGUUGAAGGCCUUGACCACAAUUGCUUUAGUACUGAUUAUGUCAACAGAUACACUCAUAAUUCCUGUGCAUGUUCAAAACGAAAAUGGCGGAACGAAACAUGUGCUUGUAAAAAAUGAAUUGGGUAAUGGCGUUGUUCUCUAUCUUCAUUGUCGAUCCAAGGACGACGAUCUUGGCCUUCAUGUUCUUCAGAACGGAAACUACCAAGAAUGGUCCUUCCGAGAUAACGUUAUUGACACUACUCUCUUCUGGUGCUCCCUGAAAUGGAACAAUCAGCAACACAGCUUUGAAAUUUACAGUACCAUAAAUGAUGGUAGAAGAUGUGCUUCACAAUGUUUGCGACGUAUUAGACCAGACGGAGCUUAUUUUUUUUUUGAGUUUGAAGACUAUUGGGUGAAGGAAUAUGCAUGGUAA